AUGCUCGGGAGCUUGGACGUCACCACCGGAGAUGCUCUGCGCAGCUUCCACGACGCACUUGAUCAAGCCCAGCAGUCGCUCCAGCGGGAUGAGAAGCGCCUCAGCGCAACGGUGCAGCUGCUGAGCGAUCUGACGCUCGAGGUGGACCACCUAAAGGCGGAGAGGGCUCCCAGCAGCGCCACUUGUCAGAGACGAGAAGCACUUCAAGCAGAAAAGGUAAAGGCACUGCAGCACACACGACAUCAGCGCGAGGCCAUUGCCGCGACGGCGGACCACAUCCAGCAUCUGCAAGCGCCUCGCCUGAAGCUCACCAAGAGGGUGGAUGCGCUGAGGAUCGAUGUGAAGGUACUCCGCCGGCAGUAUGGGCUGCGUGCAGCGCAGGUCCAUGCAUUCAUCGCGCAGUUUUUGCAGCCGCAGAACAGUCUUGAAAAUCUUCGAUGUCAGCUUGCACAGCUUCAGCAGGAGCACGCAACACAGGCGGAGGCUGUGAAGAUGGCCCAGCGGCGUCUGGAAGAGCAGAAGGCAGAUUUAGCUGCACUUGAAGCUGCUGACAGGCUUGGCACAACAAGUGAUUCAAACGGAAACGCCACCGCUGGCAAUGGAAAAGCACCACGGACGAAGAGCGGUGAUGAAGCUGCGGCAGUGUCGACACUAGCGACUGGCGGCAACGACGUGCAGCUAGACGCUGCGGACGAAGAGUGUGCUGCGGACGUGCCUCUUUUCACUGAAGCGGAAAGGUGCGCUGAGGCGACGAGGCGGCGUUCUGCGCAGGUGGCAGCACACAAAUCCGCCGAGACGCAGCAGGUCGAAGAGAGAACGAGGCUCGAGGCCCUCCGCGUGGAUCUGAAGCGGCGGGUUUUGCUGCUUUGCCAAGAGAUUGAAGAGGCCGACGCAGCGCAGCAGCGAGAGCAAAAGGCGUAUCAUGACGCGUUGAAUGACGCUGUAGGCGAAGCUGAUGGAGGUGUGCUUCGGCAGUGCAAGAGAUGUUCGUGCGACCUUUUUGGCGGCUUCUCGUGA
Molecule: messenger RNA, 1017 nt
Organism: Leishmania braziliensis MHOM/BR/75/M2904
Lineage: Eukaryota; Euglenozoa; Kinetoplastea; Trypanosomatida; Trypanosomatidae
Exons: 1
Coding region: 1-1017 (338 amino acids)
Source: RefSeq, a predicted model, not a curated record